Messenger RNA from Salvia splendens (bonfire salvia), 2295 nucleotides. RefSeq names its product protein ANTAGONIST OF LIKE HETEROCHROMATIN PROTEIN 1-like. Bases 306 to 1070 code for a protein of 254 amino acids. The transcript has 2 exons. Lineage: Eukaryota; Viridiplantae; Streptophyta; Magnoliopsida; Lamiales; Lamiaceae. The record is from RefSeq and is a predicted model, not a curated record.
CGUAAGUCCAUGUAAAAAGCAGUUAAUCAACCAAAAUUGUUAUGUACUGAUCUUGCGUAUUGUUGACUGUUUUUGCCGAUGUAAAAAGCAGUUUAGUUUGUGAAUGUUUUUGCGACGCCGUCGGUUGGGCUAAUACAGCCGGCUACCUUGUUUAGUAGGAAUAUUUCAGGCGGUGAAUGUAGUUUGCGUGUUAGUUAGGCCGUGAAUGUUAUUUUCAUUGUGAAUUAAAUUUAUAUCUGUGUUGAAUAGCCGACUAUUUGCUCGUCCAUUGUUAUUUAGUAAAGGCCCAAAUUUGGAUCCGUCAAAUGAGUCUUAACGCCACCAAGUCAGCGCAUUUAUGUUUGUUGCUCGAGGACAUUAUGCUCUUUUAUCGUGAAGAAACCACAACAUUGUUACGACGCUACAUACGUGCCCGCUGUAGACGUCAGAGGAGUCAGAUUGUUGAGCACGCUCGGCGACACAGCGUCCUCAACAAGAUACCGGCACAGCUGAAGUACUUAGACCGGUUAUUGGACGUCACAAGUGCUGCGUGUGUGUCCAAUUUACGCAUGGACCGUAACACAUUUGGUAGGUUGUGCCGGUUACUGUCGGAGAGGGGGGGUUUGACAGUUGGUAAGUGCCUUGGUGUUGAAGAGCAGGUGGCAAUUUUUUUAUCUGUAUUGGCACACCAUCAGAAGAAUCGAGUUGUUGGCACUACCUUUUGGCGUUCAGGUGGGACUAUAUCGUAUUAUGUGAAUAAGGUACUUGCUGCUGUACUUAGCCUAUUUCCUGUGCUCCUUGCGAAGCCUGCACCUGUUCCGGAUGAUUGCACCGACCAUCGUUGGAAGUGGUUUAAGGGUUGUCUCGGCGCGCUAGACGGCACCCAUAUUAGUGUAUUAGUGCCCACCGAUGACAAACCACGCUAUAGAUCCAGGAAAGGCCAGAUUGCAACUAAUGUUCUCGCUGUGUGUGAUCGUCAAAUGCAGUUUGUGUAUUUGCUCCCUGGUUGGGAAGGGUCCGCAGGAGACUCCCGCGUCCUGAAGGAUGCAGUUUCACAUGAAGAUGGGUUAAAAGUUCCACAAGGUUGCUAAUUCCUUACACCCUCCUGUCGUAUAUUCAUUACUUACCUAAACAAAUGUUUAGGUAAGUAAUGAAUAUGCAAAUUGCAAUGGAUUCCUAACACCAUUCAAGGCAACACGCUACCAUCUCAAGGAGUGGGGUCCCGGCACAAAAUCUCCCCAAAACCCGAAGGAAAUAUUCAAUAUGCGGCAUACCAAAGCGAGAAACGUGAUUGAACGUGCUUUUGGAGUGUUAAAAAUGCGGUGGGGUAUUCUAAGGAGCGCUUCAUUUUAUCCUAUAAAAACGCAAAUCCGUCUAAUCAUGGCGUGCUUUCUACUCCAUAAUUUCAUUCGUCGAGAAAUGGAGGUUGAUCCGGUGGAACUUGAUUUAGAUGCAAAUAUGAACGUUGAAAACGCAGAGGACGAUUACGUUUGUGGGGAUUAUGUUGAAUGUGUCGAGCCGUCUUCCGAUUGGACGAAUUUCAGAGACAGUCUAGCUGUCAAUAUGUGGAACAACAUAUGAAUAACAGUAUCAUGAUGGAAGGAAAUGUCUUCGACUCCAGUUUCAUCCUUAUUAUGUUUUAGCCCACCUUAUUGUAAUCAGAUUGCACUGUUUAAUUUGCUACUGUUAUGAUCACAUGUUUGUUCUUGAAUGAAGCGGCCAACAAUUGCUCAGUAUUGAUAAUGUGUAUAUAUGUUUGCUUCUGUUUUUAUUUCAGCGAAAUGCAUAAAGAAGAAGUUCCCGAAUGCCAAUGCGGUGGCGGGUACAUGACCCUUAAGCGUGCCUGGCCAUCGGCGAUCAAUGCAGGCCGCUACUACCUAAAGUGUCCGGUUGAAGGGAAGCACCUUGGGUCUUUUAUGUGGUACGACGAAGUGUUUGGUGAAACCUCUAAUCGCAGCUGCAAUAUACAGGCUGACUUAGGUAGGACUCGCACACGCUACGUUCGUGGAGCGGACAGAAUAUCAGAAGCGACGUCCCCCUCCGUUAUAAGUACUCCAAACUACAACACCCUUCGCAUGUUGGAAUGGAAGAGCAAUGUCCUGAUUUUGUGCACCGGCUUGUUGUUGGUAAUGGUAGGAUUUUUUAUUGGAAAGGCUGUCUAGCUGUAGAAAACUUGAACGCUCAUGUGUAUGCUUAAAUUUCCAAUACUAAAAUCAGGUUGUAGUAAACUUGAUAGCUCACAUGUAAGCUUAAAUUUCCUAAACUGAAUGUUAGCUUUCUUAGAUAUUUCAGACGAAGCACCACGCAGUUUGUUAU